CUCAGCAUGGAGGUUGUGGACAAUCCUGAGGCCGGGCUUUGACGGAGGGAGAAAAGUAGAGACUGAAGGAAGAAAACAAAGUGAGAGAAGGGAGAUCAGCACUUACAAUAAUAACACUGAGAUGAGGGGAAUAUGGGCGCUAAGGAGUCAAGGAUAGGUUUUCUGUCUUACGAUGAAGCGGCGAAACGAGUUACAGAUAUAGAACUGAAAAGGUUAAAAGAUGCCUUCAAGAGAACCAGUGGACUUUCUUUCUAUAUGAGCCAGCAAGCCUUUGUAAGGGAAGUUCUUGGAGAUGGGGUUCCACCUAAAGUUGCAGAAGUUAUCUAUCAUUCAUUUGGUGGAACAUCAAAAGGUCUUCAUUUUAAUAAUCUGAUAGUGGGGCUGGUCCUCCUGACAAGGGGAAGAGAUGAAGAAAAAGCGAAGUAUAUUUUUAAUCUCUUUGCAAAUGAAUCUGGGAGCUACGUUGUGCGAGAGGAAAUGGAAACUAUGCUUCGGGCUUGUGAUGGUGAGGUUCAGCUGGGAGUUAAGAAGUGCUUUGUUGAGGGUGAAAAGGUAAACUAUGAGAAGUUCAAGAACUGGCUCCUUCAGAAUAAGGAUGCUUUCACAUUUGCUCGAUGGCUGCUGUCAGGGGGAGUAUGUGUCACUCUUACUGACGAUAGUGAUACACCUACCUUCUAUCAAACUCUGGCUGGAGUCACUCAUUUGGAAGAAUCUGAUAUAAUUGACCUUGAGAAACGCUACUGGCUGCUAAAGGCUCAGUCGAGGACUGGACGUUUUGAUUUGGAAACAUUUGUUCCUUUGGUUUCUCCACCUAUCCAUCCAUCUUUAACUGAAGGUCUAUUCAGUGCUUUUGAUGAAAAUCGUGACAAUCACAUAGAUUUCAAAGAAAUUUCUUGUGGACUUUCUGCUUGCUGUAGAGGACCUCUUGCUGAACGGCAGAAAUUUUGUUUCAAGGUAUUUGACACUGAUCAAGAUGGAGCUUUGUCUCGUGCUGAGUUAGAAGAAAUGGUAGUUGCACUUUUGGAAGUCUGGAAAGAUAACCGCACUGAUAGUAUCCCUGAACUGCAAAUGGGGAUAGCUGAUAUUGUCAAUCAUAUUUUGAAGAAGCAUGAUACCACUAAAAUGGGACAUUUAACACUAGAAGAUUAUCAGAUAUGGAGUGUACAAAGUGCUCUGGCCAGUGAGUUUCUUAAUCUCUUAUUUCAGAUAUGCCACAUAGUUCUUGGUUUAAGACCAGCUACACCAGAAGAAGAAGGGCAAAUUAUCAGUGGAUGGUUGGAAAGAGAAAGUAGACAUGGUCUACAACCUGGACAUAACUGGUUUCUGAUUUCAGUACAGUGGUGGCAACAGUGGAAGGAGUAUGUUAAAUAUGAAGCAAAGCCAAUCAUAAUUGAGCCCUCUUCAAUAACUAAUUUAAUGAAAAAUCAGACCCCAUUGAAUGCUGCAGAUCAAGGUGAAGAUAAGCCUGAAGUGCAGAAUUCCUUCAGUUCUACAGAUGAAAAAUGUUUUGAUAAUAUAUCAAUUGCAUCUGAAGCAUCUGAGACCACUGGCACUGGUUUAUAUCAGACUAGUCCAGCUGGUACUGAUGUGUGUUUUGCUAGACAGAACAACAGUUUGGACAAUAAUGGUCAGUGUUUCCUCAGUGCCAAUGGGAACAUUUUGGCACAACUUGGUCCACAGAAACCAGGAGCUAUUGAUAACCAAUCACUUGUAAUGCAAGGGUCUGUAAAGGUUCCUACGUUAACUUUAGAGGGUGGACGUCUGAAACAGAAUCCUACUUUAGUUUGUGGCAAGGACUAUGAGAUUGUCCCAGAACCCGUCUGGAGGGCACUGUAUCAUUGGUAUGGUGCAAACCUGGCUUUGCCACGGCCUGUCAUUAGAAAUACAGCAAGUAAGGAAGCAGAACUGGAAUUGUUUCCUCGUUACCUACUUUUCUUGCGUCAACAAACAGCCACGCGUACACAACAGUCAAACAUUUGGGUGAAUAUGGGAAAUGUACCUUCACCAUCUUCUCCAAUGAAACGAGUGUUAGCUUACACUGGCUGCUUCAGCCGUAUGCAAACAAUAAAAGAUAUACAUGAAUACUUAUCUCAGCGGCUUCGAAUCAAGGAGGAAGACAUGCGACUGUGGCUAUACAACAGUGAGAACUACCUGGCAUUACUGGAUGAUGAGGACCACACAUUAGAAGAUUUGAAAAUUCUAGAUGAGCAACACUUGGUGAUUGAAGUUCGCAACAAAGAUAUGAGUUGGCCGGAGGAGAUGUCAUUCAUUGCAAACAGUAGCAAAAUGGACAGACACAAGGUUCCAACGGAAAAAGGUGCAACAGGAUUAAGUAACCUGGGAAACACAUGUUUUAUGAAUUCUAGUAUCCAGUGUGUCAGUAACACACAGCCACUCACUCGAUACUUCAUAUCAGGGAGACAUCUUUAUGAACUCAACAGGGCUAACCCGUUAGGAAUGAAAGGUCAUAUGGCCAAGUGCUAUGGGGAUCUUAUCCAAGAAUUAUGGAGUGGAACUCAGAAGAAUGUAGCGCCACUUAAACUCAGGUGGACAAUAGCCAAGUAUGCCCCGAGAUUUAAUGGCUUUCAGCAGCAGGACUCCCAAGAGCUCCUCGCAUUCUUAUUGGAUGGUCUUCACGAAGACCUCAACAGAGUUCAUGAAAAGCCAUAUGUUGAACUGAAGGAUAGUGAUGGUCGUCCAGAUUUUGAGGUUGCAGCAGAGGCUUGGGAAAAUCAUUUAAGGAGAAAUAAAUCCAUUGUGGUCGACCUGUUUCACGGACAGCUAAAAUCACAAGUCAAAUGUAAAACCUGUGGUCACAUAAGUGUUCGAUUUGAUCCAUUUAAUUUCCUGUCUUUGCCUCUGCCAAUGGAUAGCUAUAUGCACUUAGAAAUCACAGUUAUCAAAUUAGAUGGUUCCACACCAGUUCGAUAUGGUUUACGAUUAAAUAUGGAUGAAAAAUACACAGGUUUGAAAAAACAAUUAAGUGAAUUGUGUGGACUGAAGUCAGAACAGAUCUUGCUGGGAGAGGUUCAUGGUUCGAAUAUAAAAAAUUUUCCUCAAGAUAACCAGAAAGUGCGACUGUCAGCAAGUGGUUUUUUGUGUGCUUUUGAGAUCCCUGUUCCAGGAUCACCAACCUCUGCCACAUCUCCAAUACAAACAGAUUCCUCCAAGGUGCCAUUAACUAAUGGAAAGCAUAACCAGUCUUCAAGUGCAAAUCCAAUGAAACCUAAUAUUAUUCCCAAUGGAAUUCCUAGUACAGUUGUGCCAACUGAGAUUGAGAAGAAUCUCUCUAAUGGACUGCCUAAUGGACAUUUGCCAGCAGUUACUGAUAGCCCUUUCAUAGGAUAUAUUAUUGCAGUUCACAGAAAAAUGAUGCGGACAGAAUUGUAUUUUCUGUCCUCACAGAAAAAUCGCCCCAGCUUAUUUGGCAUGCCACUUAUUGUACCCUGUACUGUACAUACUCGAAAGAAGGACCUCUAUGAUUCUGUAUGGAUACAGGUUUCACGACUUGCCAGCCCUCUGCCACCUCAGGAAGCAAGUAACCACGCUCAAGAUUGUGAUGACAGUAUGGGCUAUCAGUAUCCAUUCACUCUUCGAGUUGUUCAUAAAGAUGGAAACACAUGUUCAUGGUGUUCAUGGUACAGAUUUUGCAGAGGAUGCAAGAUUGACUGUUCUGAUGAACGAGCUGCUGUUGGAAAUGCUUAUAUAGCCAUUGACUGGGAUCCAACUGCUCUACAUCUUCGUUAUCAAACAUCACAGGAAAGGAUCUGUGAAGAGCAUGAAAGUGUCGAGGAGAGUCGGCGAGCUCAAGCAGAGCCCAUUAAUUUAGACAGCUGUCUUCGAGCAUUCACUAGUGAAGAAGAGUUAGGGGAGGACGAGCUCUAUUAUUGUUCAAAAUGUAAAACCCAUCGCCUGGCAACAAAGAAGCUUGAUCUCUGGAGACUUCCACCAAUUCUGAUAAUUCACCUGAAAAGAUUUCAAUUUGUGAAUGGCCGUUGGAUUAAAUCGCAGAAGAUUGUUAAAUUUCCUCGUGAAGGUUUCGACCCCAGUGCAUUUUUGGUGCCACGGUAUUUAACGCAAACUGAACAGCAGAUUACACAAAUGGAACCGAAGAAAUCCGAUUUGGGAAACUCUCAGGGAAUGGGGACUGGUGGCUCUGAACCACAAGCUGGUGUAAACAUGAGUAUUUUGAAUUUAAAAGCAUCUCCACCUUCAGGAAGAAAAAAUCAUAACUCAUCAAGCAAAAGCAAUAGCCCUACCAACAGCCCUAAACAAGGAAAAAACAGAGGUCGACUCCGCUUACCGCAGCUUGGCAAGAAUAAGCUGUCAAACAGUAAAGAAAAUCUGGACAGCAGCAAGGAGAAUAACUGUGAUAUAGAUCAAAUAUUGGAGAUGAAGAAUGUCAGAAAUGCUCAUUUCGACCAAAUGGUAGAUGUCACUGAUACGGCAAACAGCUGUGGAGGAGACAAUGAGGGAAUAAUACACGAGGCUGUAACAGCUCAGGACAAUGAAUUGAUUUUGGUCAAUGGAGUGUGUCACAAUAAGCCACAGAAUGGAUUUAGAAAUUGCAAUAGUAACGGAGAAUGUGAAAGUCACAAGAAUGAAGACGUAACUGCAGAUGACCAAAGAGUUCCACUCCAUUUGAAGCCUCUAUAUAAUUUAUAUGCAAUUUCUUGCCAUUCAGGAAUUUUGGGAGGAGGCCACUAUGUCACAUAUGCCAAAAACCCCAAUGAAAAGUGGUACUGCUACAACGAUAGUAGCUGUAAGGAGGUGCGUCCUGAUGAAAUUGACACUGAUUCAGCCUACAUACUUUUCUAUGAACAACAAGGUGUGAACUAUGCACAGUUCCUGCCAAAGACAGAAGGCAAGAAGAUGGCAGACACUAGCAGUAUGGAUGAAGAUUUUGAAUCUGAUUAUAGAAAGUACUGUAUUCUGCAGUGAAUGUGUUUUUCCAUUUGCAAAAUGCCAUGAGAUUUCAGAAUGACUGGGCAACAAAACACUCCAGAUGAGAAUUUCAGGGUUGGACAGGAUUUCUGCUGAAAAUGUACUGCUUCUGCAAAUAAAUUCUGAGAUUAUGAAGCAUAAGGAAAAAAUGUAGAAGUUGAAUACAGAUGGUAAUACUGAUUUUCCAGUUGUUAAUUGCAACGUGUCAGUAGCCAAUAUGAUCUGCUACCUCCUUUUCUUAAACUAUGAGUUUCAUGCAUUGUGUUGACGAGACCAGAAUGGUAGCAUGCCAGAAAUUUACACUUCCUAAAACAUGGGCUACAGCAUUUUAACUCUACUCAGUUAAAGAUAACUCUGUUAGACUAUAUUUUCCCCUAGUGAAUUUGGAGUGAUGGUUCAUGAAACAUAAUUUGCAUUUGUUACCUUUUUAACAAUGACUUUAGCUUGUAUUUUUAAUGUUAUAUAGUUGUAGAAAAAUCAAUAUUUUAAAACCUGUGUAAAUGUUUCAGAAUUAGUCUUUUUGUUCAAUGUAAAAUUCUGAAAAGUUACAAAAUAUGUGCCAUGAUUAUUUAAAUCUCUUCACUCAAGUGAGAGUGAACUGAACUGAAUGCAUUCAAGAAUUUAAAAAGGUAAUACAAAGUUGAGUUGUGUUUCUUGAAUCUUCCUCACGUCUGUUUGGUUGAUUUACACGUUCCUUAAACAUAGAAAUAAUUAGGUUAAGCUACACUUUUUAUUUUAAUAAUUCACAUUUAGAUGAAUUUGGAGCAAAAUAUCUUCAGGUAUUUUCUGGCUUGGCUAAAACUAAAGAAACCUGAUUUAGAAGGUUUUGACAGUGUUGUAUUUAAACUUCACCUGCAUUUUCAGCACUGCUGUUUGCUAUAUGAUUUGUUUAAUUGACAUUAUAUUAGAAGAACAUUGGGCACAGGAUUUUUUUCACUUUUAAUAUUUGUUUGGAUUUUUAAAUUCAUAGCAUUUUACUUGAGCUACAAAAUGUCCAUAAACCUAGAAGCAGUUUAAAGCAGAACUGUUUUCUUUGGCAUCAUAAAAAUAACUUAGUUAGCAGAAACAGAUGAUUUGUGAUCUAUUUUACUAUAUUCAAAACUGGAACAAACAUUUGAUAUCCAGAGCUAGGUACUAUUAUUGAACAGUGUUUUACCUUCAAAGGUUAUUGCAAUUCCCACCCAAUGUGAUUUUUAUUGAUAUCCUGCAAAAUCCUACGGCUACUUCAGAUGGUCUUAAAUAUAUAGGUGUGUGUGCGUGUGUGUAUGUGUUCGUUCAUAUAAAGACUACUAAUUAAGCUCUAUUAAACAGGAACAUUGGCAAAUACAAUGUAAUAUAAUUUGGAACCGAUGGUUCCUUUGCGCAGUUACAGUCUGUGUAACAAGUUUUGACAUACUAAUUCUAAAAGUGAUGGCUAAAUGCUGUACCUCAUUGCUUGGUAUUCUAAAACAAUCUAGCCAUACUUUCUCUACACAAUAUCACUGAAGCAGUGAUCAUGCACUUAACUAUGUCAUGCAUUUUUAAAUAUCUUGACAAACACAGGUGCGCAUUAUGAUUAGAACAAAAGCAACAAUUUUACAUUGUCUCUAUAACUGUUCCUCUUUUUAUGUUCUCCAAGAGUUUAAAACAAAAAAGCCUGAGUGAUUGUGUGAGAAAUUAAUAUUUUAAACCAUCCUUUCAGCCACAGCCCUGAAAUAAGGGCCGGUAGUGCAAUCUACUGCUGUAUUGUGUGUUCUUACAAGUCUGUUAUAGAUAUAAUGGUUGAAAAAUAUUUUUUUUAAUUAAAUUAAAUCAUUAAUAACUGCAGAAUUUAUUAAUUUAUCUGAGUAACUACAUUACAUCUUAUUUUGUAAAUUGUAAAAAAAAUGACAUUGCACUGAAUUGGAAGAUUUUUAUGUACAUAAGUGCUUUGUAAAUAAACAAAUAGCAGUGAUGUAUUGUAAUACGAUCUGUAAAAACUGUACUGGUAAUUGUAUAUGGAGUGAACU
Messenger RNA from Hemiscyllium ocellatum (epaulette shark), 6932 nucleotides. RefSeq names its product ubiquitin specific peptidase 32 (gene usp32). Gene Ontology annotation, molecular function: cysteine-type deubiquitinase activity; calcium ion binding. Gene Ontology annotation, biological process: protein deubiquitination. The transcript has 34 exons. The coding region runs from base 133 to 4941 and encodes 1602 amino acids. Gene Ontology annotation, cellular component: Golgi apparatus. The record is from RefSeq and is a predicted model, not a curated record. NCBI's taxonomy places the organism in Eukaryota, Metazoa, Chordata, Chondrichthyes, Orectolobiformes, Hemiscylliidae.